This is a messenger RNA of Notolabrus celidotus (New Zealand spotty), 2373 nucleotides long. RefSeq names its product folliculin (gene flcn). The coding region runs from base 271 to 1962 and encodes 563 amino acids. The transcript has 12 exons. Gene Ontology annotation, biological process: positive regulation of transforming growth factor beta receptor signaling pathway; negative regulation of transcription by RNA polymerase II; positive regulation of TORC1 signaling. Lineage: Eukaryota; Metazoa; Chordata; Actinopteri; Labriformes; Labridae. The record is from RefSeq and is a predicted model, not a curated record. Gene Ontology annotation, cellular component: cytosol. Gene Ontology annotation, molecular function: GTPase activator activity.
GUCACUCGAGCGCGUGACUCUGCGUCAUGUGACACGUUGUGUUAUUGCCAGCUAGCAGCAGCUGCACAGGAGGAAAAUAGAACAAGAAAAGAUAAGAAAAUCUCAAUCUGACUGCUUUAGAAGUAUGCAUUUCUGAAAAACGGAUCGAGUUUGUUGUGUACAUGUAUUUAUUAUGCUACUUUAAUGAGUUGGUUGUUUGUACGUCGCGACCAAUGAAUGUGAAGUUGCAUUGAGUGCCAGUCAUUUGUUGAAGUUGGCUCUGUACUGAAGAUGAACGCUUUGGUUGCUCUCUGUCACUUCUGUGAGCUCCAUGGCCCUCGGACGUUGUUUUGCACUGAGGCAUUGCAUCCUCCGUCCCCAUCCCCUUCGUCCCAGGCUGGUGCCCCGGUGCUUGGGGACAGGGACCGAGAUGGUGACCGGGAGGGUGAAGGGCUGACAAUGAGGGCCAACAGCUCAGCUACACAGAGAGGAGAGAUGUGUGAUGGAUGUCGAUCUCUUCCCGCAUCUCACCCGGGUUUUGUGAGCAUUGAUGAUGAAACAGGCAUACGCUUCCUGAGCCACCAGCAUCCCAGACAGCCGCAACUCUUCAGCGUCGUUCGCCAGGCCUGUGUGCGCAGCCUCAGUUGUGAGGUAAACAGUGACGUGUGUCCUGGACGUGAAGGGCCAAUUUUCUUUGGAGAUGAGCAGCAUGGUUUUGUGUUCUCACACACCUUCUUUAUCAAAGACAGUCUGGCCCGAGGCUUCCAGCGCUGGUACAGUAUUGUCAUGGUUGCAAUGGACAGGAUCUACCUCAUCAACUCCUGGCCUUUUCUGUUACGCCACCUUAGACUUACUAUACAAAGUCUACAAAGCACAGCCCUCAAGGUCUUUGAUAGUGAACAAGGAGUGUGUCCGCAGCGAGCGGUGAGGAUGAACAGCGUCUUCUCGCCUGCAGUUUUCCCUCAUCAAAGGAGUGGAAAUGCAGCCAGAUCGCUGACUUCUUUAACCCAGCAUCCAAACCUCUGGGCCAGUCUGCACUCCUCCUUUAGCUGGUUGCUAAAGGCCUGUGGUAGUCGUCUGACUGAGAAAUUGCUGGAGGGAGCCCCAACAGAGGACACACUGGUGCUCAUAGAGAGACAGACAGAGCAAGAGGAAGAAAUGAGCUGCUGGGAGGGUGCAGAAGGAGGCGGUCCUAAGCCUCAUCGGAUCCAAUCAGGGAGCGAGCUGGCCCACGACUUCCUGUGUGAUGAUGGAAAACUAGAUGAAUUACCCGGGCCCAAAUUCAGAUCCCUUAGGCAUUUGAGACAGGUCCUCGGGGCGGCUGAGUUCCGUCAGCUUGUGUGGCACGUGCUCAUGGGAAAUCAGGUCAUAUGGAGAGGGGCAGACCCCGGGCUCAUUCAAUCUGCUUUUAUAACGCUCAAGUCUCUGCUCCCUGUGGGCUGUGUGCGUUCUGUGCCAUACAGUGCUCAGUACGAGGAGGCUUACAAAUGUAACUUCCUGGGUCUGAGCCCAGAUGUGAUCAUUCCAACACACGUCAGCUCCUCAGAGUUUUCCUUACUGGUGGAUGUCAGUACAGACAGAAGCUGCCAGAUCUCAGCCGUAGGUGAAGACGACAUCUCCUCAUUUUAUCAGUUUACCAUCAGCAGUGCCAACACACAGCCCACAGACAAGGGUCCCACGUUACUGAACAAGCUUGAGGUAGCCCUGUCCAACGAGAACCUAUCUGUGGACGUCGUGUCUCACUGCCUGCUGUGUCUGAAGGAGGAGUGGAUGAAUAAGGUCAAAGUGCUGUUCAAGUUCUCCAAAGUGGACGGACGGGGGAGGGAGGACACCCAGAAAGUUCUGGCCCUUCUGGGGGCCACAGGGACCGGCGAGGAGGACAAUGUCAGACUGCUAAAGUUCUGGAUGACUGGACUCAGCAAAACAUACAAAAGUCAUCUAAUGACGGCCGUGCGUGGAGGGGAGAGGAGCCCCAGCCAGUGAAAAAGAGAGGGGGGGAGGCAGAGGGGUGAAGAAAGAGGGCCUGAAAACAGGAGGAAAUACUAAAGAAGGGAAAGUGAAAGCAGGGUUGUUUUCAUCAUUGCCUGUUUUGUGUAGCUGUGACUUUUUGUAGAAAGAAGGAGAAAUGUGAAUGGAUGACAGGAAUUCUUUGGCUCAUUCAUUCUUUCUUUUUAGGUGAGGGGAAAUCUACUGUUAAUAACCCUAAUUAUUCUGCUGCUCAGAUUAACACAUGCGGCCAGUUAGGAUAAUGUUUGCUUUUGUUUGUCAAAGGGAAUUAUUGUUAGAAGGCCAUUUAAAAUUAAUAUGACUAUUUUUAACUUAUUAAACAGACUUUGCACUUUCUUCAUCUUUUUGCUGAUGUUUUUAAAUGAAAUAAAUGACUGUGAACUGUCA